UUAGAACAGCCCGUUCACUUGAAAGCGGGGUAAGCAGAGAUUGGUAUCUCGAGCGGAGAGGUCGAGCGUCGCGUGUACCGUCCGACCGGGAAAGCAAAUGAAAUUGUCACCGUGAGUGAGCGAGGCAGAGCGAGGCAAAGGUACGGAAGCCCCAGGCCGUGGUCCCGGUGGCAGCGAAUUAGAUGCAAUUAGAGGAAGGAAGGAGAUCAAGGAGAGGCAGGAGCUUUCAGCAUGACGUAAAAGCAGCCGAUAUUCAUGAGAAAACACUGGAAAACCUUACGUCCAGGCGGAUCCCCUUUCUCAUUCAAAACAGCGUGAAAGAAACGCCCGAGAACGGGAGAGGGCCCUCUCGCAUUUAAAUACGCAACGUGUCUCGUGAACUUUUAGACGCCUACGGGCGCACGACUAAUUAACUAUUAAACGAGGAGCAGGGGAUGAUUUUCUCGCCCGACACGCUCCAUGAAAUCUCCUGGAAACGAUCUAAACGCGUCGUUGAAGAAUUCAAUCGUCGAUUCCUCCAAGGAAGAGAGCCCCUUCGACUUUUCCAAGCGGAAGAAGAGCAGAUCCGUUUCGUUGGAAUUCCAUUCGACGAAGGCAACACCUGGAAUUAUUAACGGUUCGGGCGAAACGAAAGCAAUCUCGAUUCCCGGAACCUUCGGUGGGAAUAAGAGGUACAGCGAAUCGUCGAGAUAAUACUACUUGCGCGUUUUUGAGAGAAAGAUCGCUCGAGGGAGAAGGUUUUCCGGCGGCGGUGAAAGGGAACUCGUCUGGUAACGAUAAAUCGUUGGGCCUGACGAGCGCAUAGUUAAUAGGAAAUAGAGCUUAAAUUUUAGAGUGAGUUCUAGAUAAAGCAGCGACCCUAACGGCGCAAAAGAAAUUUGUUUGCAAAAUAGUCGGGAUCACCGGUCUCGUUAGUUUCUGGAAAUCUCCGUAAUCGGUUGUCCCGCGGAAAAUCGUAGGAUUACUUAGUACCUUCUCGAAAAAGAAAGGAUCUCUCAGGAUGGAAUGCUCUUUGUCUCCCAGACGAUAGCAAAACGGACCAUGGCUCGAACGUAGAUAUAAAAAAAAAAAAAAAAAGAGAGAGAAAAUACAGGUCAAACACGGCGUGUCCAUCGUUCGAAAGAAGAAAACGAUUCGAAAAGUUAGCUUACUUUGUAACGCUGGGAAACUAGAGCGAGGGAUCACCGUGUAUGUUCAGGAAAAUUACUCUCCGUCGAGGGAAAAUUAAAUACCGAGAGUCUGCAAAUCUCUGGAAUCCGAGUUAAGUAGAAAAUUGUACGACUCGCUGGACGGUUCCGAAAGGAUAACCUUCGCUGGGAAGAAGGAUACGGCUCCGUUUUUCUAACCGGCGAGAAAAAGGAAUUCGACGGGCGCGUAGCCGAGAGGAAAUUGAGCUUGCAUUGUCAAAAAGAGCAAAAAUCGCUUCGCUUUGGAACACUGGAAAAUUGGAACAGGAUAUUACUACGUUCAUUAAGAGCAGACUCCAUCGACAGGAAAUCGGAUAGUGGAACUCUGGAUGUCUCCGAGGUCGGCACACAAGAAUCCGAAAAGAAGAGCGAAUUUUCUCUCUUGUUUUCGGAAAGAACGAAACGCCAUUACAGUUAACAAAGAGCCGAGCUUAAAUUAGAAGGCGAAAGGCAUUUGUCUUCCUUCGAGACAGCAGAUUAUUACGUUGAGUAAGCUCCAUUGAAAGAAUAUCGGACAACAGAACCCUGAAGAUCCCUGUGAGACCAAGGUAAACACAAGUGUUGUAGGAGUUGCUGUACUACUUCGAGUACCUAUCGUUCUUUGAAAGGAAAGAUUAACGGGUUCGUUAAACGGAUCUCAUCGACGCAUUAAAUAACGCGACUGUGAACAAGAUUCCGAAGAAAAUAAAACGAAAGAGAGAAAACAAAACUGGAAUUAAGAAGAAGCUAAUCGUCAAUUUCACCGAAUAAAAGGUAUCUUUUUUUUCAAACUACGAGUCACCCAGAAUUCGACCUGAAAUUUCACGAACGCGGCAAGAUUCAGAAAGAAGCAACCCUCUCGGGAGGAAGGAGUCCUCUCUCGUUUUUCAAAACGGUGGACACUAACACACGAAAAACGGCGAACCAUUACGGCGUCCACUAUACGGGCUCGUACGCGUACAGCAACGGGGCACCGAGCGUCUACAGCAGCUACCCGACGAACGCCGGGUUCGCCCAACAUCAUCUCCAUGAAGACUACAGGCCGAUUUACUUUUACGUAGCGCAGCCGUACACUAUCCCGUACACGUUCGCGAGGAGACCCAGGCCGUCGUCCCUCCUCAGGCCGGGCAAGCCUCGGAGCAACUGUCGCGUGAAGUUCUCCAAGAAGCUCGGCAACGCCGACUUCUCGCAGAAGGUGAAGCAGGGCGAGUUCUCGAGGAGCCUGAGCCAGGUGCACUUCGUGGAGAGCCAGGGACAAGUGAUCUCGAACUAUCCGAAGGCUGGGCCGACGUCGCGUGACCCAAGGAUGACGUCCAUGUUCCGACGGGGCACGAUCUUCGCCACGUUCUUCCUAUCUUUGCUCGGCGGAGGACUCGUCUGCGCCGCACUCGUAACGCAACACUGGGUCGAGGCUCGACCCCUCAGGACGCCCAAUCCCCAGGAAAGCUCUGGCAGGGUUCACUUUGGCCUUCUUCAAGGAAAAAAGGAGCUGAACGUCGCCUACGGAUGGAGGACCUACCACAUUUCUGUGCCUGAAAUGAUCAGACAGGACCCAACGGUGAUGUCCUGGGGACUCUGGAUCAGCACUCUGACGACGACCUCGGCGGCCCUCGUCACCGCUGGCCUCGCCGCGCUUCUCGCUGUGUUGAACACUGCCACGUCGCCUAGGUCAAAAAUCCUCUCCGAUCCAGGGGUAUACUUCAUAAAUAUUUUAACGCUCUUAAUGUGCCUCGCGAGCACGAGCACUUGGCUGGCGCAGUAUUACACGAAGCUGUACUUCAACGUGCUGCCGAAGGAGGACAUCGACAAUAUGUGGACCAGCGAAGGUUCCGCUGAGCUCGGUUAUUCGUUUUGGCUCGUUGUGUGCGCCGGUGUGGUGCAUUUAAUCAGCAUAGCACUGGUUGGCUGGGGCUCAGGACGAGACAAAAUCGAACGUCUCGAGGCGAUUCCUGCCCUGGAAGAGAAGACCGCCGCGGCAAUAAUGCUGUAUUAAGUCCAAGGAUUCACGGUGCGAUGACUCAAGGAGAGAUCCAUCACAGAAAUGAAACGGCGCUCGCGUCGUUAGCGAAAAGCAAACUUCGAUGUUUCCGCUGUUCGACGACGUAUUUCGUAAAGUUCCUACAUGUUUGCUGGCCCAUUUAGCGCUGCGGCGUCUGAACUGUGAACACGUUAACGGAAUUAGCAGUAAACCACGGACGAAUGUUGUUAACGGUCGAGAUCAAGGUUCCGAGAAUUUUUACGUAAUACCAAAGCGUAAAAAGUUCCGAGAUUCGAUAAGAUUUCAUGGGAGAAUUUGUUACGUGUAAAGAUAUACGUAGAGCGAGAUUUGAUCGCGGAACAUCGAAAUUAAGGUAAGGAAUUCGACCGUGAACGAUAGACGAAUUCGCGAAGCAAUUACUUUUGUAAGAUGCAAUCUUCGGUGGAAUGUUUCGUUCGGUAAACAUGUAAUCGCGGUGUUUCUAAAACCGCUAAGGUAAUCGCGUGUGGAUAUCAGAGCGUGCAGUUGACGAGUGUUUCUGUUAUGAACACUGUGAAAUGGACGUUGUAGAAUGAAUUCGAAAUCAUAAGUGUAUAUUACGUAUCGUUAUACUAUGUCACAAUUUUCAGUAAUAAAGUCGAUGGACAUCUCAAUGUGGACGUUUAAACGUAUCAAACGACACGAUUGCGACUUGUAGUAUAAUAAUCUGAAUACUCUAGUUAGUUGUGUAUCUUUCGUGCAUCGUAUGUCUUGCCUUUCACGCUUGCCGGUCAAAAAUGGCUGCUCAAGGGCAUCGAAGGUUAUUCGGUUACGCUGCAAUUCUAACCUCUGGUCUCGGCGUGUCAAGCCGAUAUCCGAGGCGAGCAAAACUCGAAUAAAAUUUUGGCCAUUUUUUGUUUGUAAAAGGAGUCGACUCGUUUAGACGAUCUUCUUGCAUCGAAACUUCGUCUUCGAUCGUUCGUACGAACGAUAAAAGUUGGCUUACGGCUUUGCGAAUUUUCUAUCAACUAAGUCUCGUGUAGGAUGUAAAUAGAAACGGAGUUUGAUACUCUGUAGUGAUUUAUUUAUUACGUAGUAUUGUAAUUGUUAACUAUAUCAUAAAUGUAAUAAAACAAUUAAAAAGACAAUACGGACAA
Messenger RNA from Hylaeus anthracinus, 4280 nucleotides. Its product is annotated as clarin-2. The transcript is spliced from 6 exons. The record is from RefSeq and is a predicted model, not a curated record. Lineage: Eukaryota; Metazoa; Arthropoda; Insecta; Hymenoptera; Colletidae. Bases 2473 to 3159 code for a protein of 228 amino acids.